This is a messenger RNA of Arabidopsis lyrata subsp. lyrata, 3334 nucleotides long. RefSeq names its product calponin homology domain-containing protein DDB_G0272472. Bases 249 to 2975 code for a protein of 908 amino acids. The transcript is spliced from 9 exons. The record is from RefSeq and is a predicted model, not a curated record. Gene Ontology annotation, biological process: protein transport. NCBI's taxonomy places the organism in Eukaryota, Viridiplantae, Streptophyta, Magnoliopsida, Brassicales, Brassicaceae.
AUAUCAUUGUUUAAAAUUAAUAUUGGAUUACGGUUCGAGAUAUCCUCACGGAUUUCAAUGAAAACAAAAAUAAUCGUAUCUGUUAUUUGUGAUUUGAUAUUUUAUAAAUAAUUGUGAUAAGUCGUUUGGGAUUUAGGUCGUUACUUUAACAAGGAAAAAAAAAGGGAUUUAGGUCGUUAAUUUUUCCUUAUAAAACCAACAUCUUUUUCGUUGCUGAGACCACCACACAUGCAAACUCAGUUUAAAUCAUGUUUGGUUUCUUGCUCUGUCGACGGAAGAAAGCAAAAGCUUUCACAUGGAAAGUGUUGAAGAUGCUUCAAUCUCGUCUUCUGCUACUCAAACACCAAAAGUAUGCAAAAGCUAGACAUAUACGUAUGGAUAUUGCUGACUACAUCCGAAGCAAUGAAUCCACCAAUGCACUCCUCCGAACCGAACAGCUCUUCCUCGUCGAAAACUCGAUUUCAAUCUACGAUUUGUUGCUUAAGUUCACAGAUUUCAUAAUCCGACGCUUCUCCCCAAUUCGAAAACACGGAGAACUGGUUAAUGACGAUACUUCGGAAGCAGUUUCGACUCUUAUCUAUGCAUCUGUGAAGUGUAAAGAUAUACCUGAAAUGCUUACUUUAAGCGAGCUGGUUGGUCAACGUUAUGGUCAACGUUAUGUAACAACUGCUAUUCAGGUUCUCCCUGGGAAUCUUGUAAACACGGAGAUCAAAAAGAAAUUGUCGAUAUAUUCAGUAUCCGAACAUGUGAAGUGUCGAAUGGUGGAUGAAAUAGCCAAGGAAUCGGGUUACCGUUUAGAAAUACUAAGGCUGGAACAUAAAUCUGAGAAUGAAAACAAGGUAUUUGACGUGAAAGAGAAGAAAGUAAUGGAUUUGGAUAAAGAAGAGAGAAGCAAGAAAGAGUCACCACAGGAGGUGUAUAAAUUUAUCCUCACCGAUGUCAAAGACGAGAGAAGCAAGAAAGAGACAUCAAUGAAAGAUGAUUACAUAGAAGAUGUGAUGAAGUCUAGAUUGUUGGCUGAAAAAGCGAAGAAGUCAGGUCACCGUUUAGAAAUAUUAAGGCCGGAAUAUAAACCUGAGAUUGAAAAUCAGGUUUAUGAAGAGGAAGAGAAGAAAGUAAUUGAUCCGGAUAUGGAUAUUACAUCUUAUGAAGAGCCACCACACGAGGUGUAUAAAUUUAGCAUCACCAAUUUCGAAGAAGAGAUAAUGGAAGAUGAUUACGUAGAAGAUGUGAAGUGUAGAACGUUGGAUGAAAUAAUGAAGAAAUCCGGUCACCGUUUAGAAAUAUCAAGGCGGAAAUAUAAACCUGAGAAUGAAAAACAGGUUUAUGAAGAGGAAGAGAAGAAAGUAAUUGAUCCGGAUGUGGAUAUUAGAUCUUAUGAAGAGUCACCACACGAGGUGUAUAAAUUUAGCCUCACCGAUUUCGAAGAAGAGAUAAUGGAAGAUGAUUACAUAGAAGAUGUGAAGUGUAGAAUGUUGGAUGAAAUAACGAAGAAGUCCGGUCACCGUUUAGAAAUAUCAAGGCGUGAAUAUAAACCUGAGAAUGAAAAACAGGUUUAUGAAGAGGUAGAGAAGAAAGUAAUUGAUCCGGAUGUGGAUAUGAGAUCUUAUGAAGAGUCACCACACAAGGUGUAUAAAUUUAGCCUCACCGAUUUCGAAGAAGAGAUAAUGGAAGAUGAUUACAUCGACGAUGUGAAGUGUAGAUUGUUGGAUGAAAUAAUGAAAUCCGGUCACCGUUUAGAAAUAUCAAGCCGGGAAUAUAAACCUGAGAUUGAAAAACAGGUUUAUGAAGAGGAAGAGAAGAAAGUAAUUGAUCCGGAUAUGGAUAUUAGAUCUUAUGAAGAGUCACCAGACAAGGUGUAUAACUUUAGCCUCACUGAUUUCGAAGAAGAGAUAAUGGAAGAUGAUUACAUAGAAGAUGUGAAGUCUAGAUUGUUGGCUGAAAUAAAGAAGAAGUGUGGUCACCGUUUAGAAGUAUUAAGGCCGGAAUAUAAACCUGAGAUAAAAAAAAAACCUGAGAUUGAAAAACAGGUCAAUGAAGAGGAAGAGAAGAAAGUAAUGAAUACGGAUGAGUCACCAGAAGAGGUGGAGAAAUAUUUUAGUCUCACAGAUGUUGAAGAAGAGAGAAGCAAUGAAGAUACAUCAAUGGAAGAUGAUUACAUAGAAGAUGUGAAGCGUAGUAUGGUGGAUAAAAUAACGAAGAAGUUCGGUCACCUUUUAGAAAUAUUAAGGCCGGAAUAUAGCAGACCUGAGAUUGGAAAACAGGUCAAUGAAGAAAAAGAGAAGAAUGUAAUGAAUAUGGAUAUUAGAUGUGCUGAUCAGUCACCAUACGAGGUGUAUAAAAUUAGCCUCACCGAUGUUGAAGAAGAGAGAAGCAAGGAAGAUACAUCAAUGGAAGAUGAUUACAUAGAAGAUGGUCAAGUGGGAAAAGAUCAAAGAGUAUUCAGAUUCCGAAAAAGUAGUGAAGAGAAGAGAAAACCAUCAUCACCAUUAUCAACACUAAUGGAGUUUAGGAAUACGGAGAGUUUGACGUAUUACAUGAGGCAAACAAGGACUCAUCAAAGAAGAAGAAGAUCAUCAACAUCACCACAUUGUCGCCAUUGUGUAGAAUACAAUGAGUUCAAAGUGAAGAAGGAAGAAGAAGAAGAAGAAGAAGAAGAAAGACAAAGCUUAAAAACCAAGAAUGUUCAUUCGAAGCUUCAUGAGUACGAAAAGUUUUUAACUCAGUUUAAAAAGAAGAAGGAAGCAGAAAACGAGAGACGAAGAUUAUUCCCCAAAGGCUUUGAGCCUACGCUUCCUGAUUACGACGAAGUUAUUACUCGGUUUAGAGCGCUGGAGGCACAAGAAGAAGAAAGACAACGAUUAGCAGCAACAAAACAUAUUCAUCCUAACCUUCCUGAUUACGACCAAAUUGUUACUCAGUUUAAAGCGCUAAAGGAAGAAGAAAAACAAGGACAAAGAAUACGAACAAAAUGACAUCAUGUACUUUCAACAUCGGUCAAUACUUCUUGAUUAUUACAUUCAAUCUAUUCUUAAGAAUGUAAUCUCCUAUCCUAUGUAACGUCUUUGUAUUUUUGGGUAGGAAACAAUAAUAUUGUCAUAAAGUUUUAUAUUUCGAUUUACACAUCAAUAAUGAGAAAUUAAAAGCAAUUUCGUUUCCUUAGUAUUUGCUCCUUAACGAUACACAAUUAUGAUUCCGUAUUUAACACGGAAAUGAGGCCUUCUCUACUCUUCAACCAAUUGCUGGUGUUCUCCGAUAAACACCUUAACAUCACCAGACAUAUUCUUCACCUCUCUUUCUAUGAUCUCACUAGAAUAUCUAGCAAAUUCGCUUC